AUGGGGUGCAGAAAGCAAGAGGAGAUGGAAAUCACUCGAUGUGGCACCUGCUCGACGAUUUCCUUGUUUUUUCACAUUGACAUUGCCCGCUCCACUCCCGGAGAGCACCUGCACGUGGUGGGUUCCCAUGAGCGUUUGGGCGCGUGGGAUCCCGAGCACGCAAUUCGCUUGACAACCAGUGAGCGCGCAUAUCCAGUCUGGCGAUCUCAACAGAUCGAUCUGAGAUGUGAACCAGAAGAGUCCUUUCUAUUGCUGAAAUACAAGUACGUGCUCGAUCGGAGAGAGCUUCAACAGGGCUUUCUUUGGGAAGAGAACAUACCUGACCGAGAGGUGAGGAUCCCUUGGACACCGGGGGCUGAUUUGGGUGUUUGGCUUAUCAGGGAUACUGCUUUCAACAACCAGGGGCCAAGCACCCUUCGGAAGUUAGACCUCAACUCCGUGCGGGUCUCAGCAAUUGGGGGCCUUCUGGCCCUGAUUUUCCGUCCACUGGCUGCCGAUGACUGCGACCUCUCUGGCCUCCAUUUGCUGCAACAACGCCUAGACCUGACCACCACGAGGUCCACUUCGGCGGCAACCUCCGAUCCCCCGACAACCCCCCCGCGGCGGCCGAACCUGCUGCUGAUCGUUUUGGACCAGUGGCGUUGGGACUGGGAUGGACAACAUGAUGAUGUUGGAGUGGCCUUGCCAACGAUCCAAGCGCUGGGGAAUUCAGGUGUGCGCUUCACUCGCGCCUACACCCCAUCGCCCCUCUGUGUUCCGGCGCGGACGGCCAUGGCCGCGGUCAGAGAGUACAAGGCCAUGAGGGUGAAGAACAACUCGCAGAGUUUCGUGAGUGACGAGCCCGGCACGGCUACAUUUAUGUCAGUUUUGCGUGAUGCCGGCUACACGACCAUGUUGGUGGGCAAAGACCACCUGUCCGAUGCAGUGGAGGACCUUUCGGGUGCUGGGCAAGCGAUUGAUAUGCAAGCCUUGGGAUUUGAUUGGUACAUCCGCGCCAAGGACAAGUACUCCUUUUGCUCGGAGACUGGAGGGCCCUUGGAUGCUUAUGGCGCAUACCUGCAAGAGAUGAAAUUGCUUUCCCAACAAUGCGCGGUCUAUGGGGACUUUGCGCGGGGCAGCAGUUGCAAUGCGACCCAGGUUUGUGACAGUACGAGCUUCAAAGAGUGUGGCUUCCGGUGUUCUGUGAACGCCUUGGACCAGAAGCAUUCCGUGGACCGCUGGGUGCGAAGAGAAGCUGAACGACUCUUGAAGACGGUCCACGAGAAGAAUCCAGAGAAGCCAUGGUUCUUGCAGGUGAACUUUUUAGGUCCUCAUCCUCCACUGGUGGCGGAAGAUACCUUACAUCCUCAAAGCCUUCCAGCUGCGAUCGAUGCGCAUUUCGAUCAGACACUGGUCUUCGAUCUGGACGGAACCCCACGCUACGAGCCGCAUCCGUACAAAGAUGCGCUGAACGUGACUGAGACACGGCAGCUGUAUGCUCAGCAUUUGAUUCGAAUCGACAAGGAGAGUCUUGGAGAGCGUCAGAUGAUGGUCGGGAUCGGAGCCUUGCUCACGACGCUGCACGACCUCGCGCCCGACGCCGUGGUCGUGGUGACGGGCGACCAUGGCGAACACUUGGGCGACCACGGACACUUCGCGAAGGCGAGUCCCUGGGAGCCCUCGAUCCAUGUGCCGCUGAUCAUCGCCGGGGCGACCAUUGCGCCCCACGUGGAAGAGCAUCCGGUCUCGCUGAUUGACGUUCCCAGGACGCUGCUGGACCUCGCGGCCGUGCGCCCAGCGCCCAGCAUGCAGGGCUACUCCCUGGCGCCGGCCCUCGAGCGGAACGGCAAAGCGCUGCUCCAGCGGCCUGCGGUGAUGAGCGGAUUAAACUACCUGGAGGAAUUCACCCUGGACGCAGCUGGGUCUCCCAUCAGCCUGGGACGGAAGCACUUCGACUCGGCUGCUGCGCUGCUCGAGGGCAGCUUCUUGAAGCUGGUCUGUUGCCCCAGCGGAUGCCGGAAGCAGGGUCGCUUGGUACCCGACCAGUUCUCACCACAAGUGGCCUUGAUGAACGUCACGUCAAGUGGCCCGGAGUUCGUGGCCCGGAUGGGCUUUGAGUACGAUUUGCUGAGCGCGGCAAAGAAGUCGCCCCCAGCCAUUUGGGCAGCUGCUCGAUGGUUAGCCCACUUCCUGGGGGAUGAGUUUCGGGAGGUUUGCCUCCCGCUCUUGCAGCGAUCUUGA
This is a messenger RNA of Durusdinium trenchii, 2220 nucleotides long. NCBI's taxonomy places the organism in Eukaryota, Dinophyceae, Suessiales, Symbiodiniaceae. The record is from the annotation of a GenBank genome assembly.